Molecule: messenger RNA, 4687 nt
Organism: Gasterosteus aculeatus aculeatus (three-spined stickleback)
Lineage: Eukaryota; Metazoa; Chordata; Actinopteri; Perciformes; Gasterosteidae
Source: RefSeq, a predicted model, not a curated record
AUCACUCUCAUCGAUGACCGGGAAAACGAAUGACUCGGAUGCGGAGAAAAGAAAACCAGCCAUUUACCUCUCGGCUUGGAUUUGCAGCUGCUGCCCUUUUUCUCCACAGCCCCACACGCCGUCAGCAGCCCGAGAAAGAAACGCCCGGAAAGUAUGAGAAACAAAUGAUGCUUUCACCUCUUAGUCGGAUCCGGACUGAAUAUCUUCCCUCCCCAUAUGUGGGCUUCUCACAGGGGUCACCUGUAUCGUGGAUAUCUCCAGAGAAUGGUGUUUUACUUUUGCAGGCGGUGAGGACGUGUCCUCUGCGUGUGUGGCGGCCAAGGACACGAGGGGCCCCACAGGACGUUGGGGAGCCCGAGUGGGCCCGGUGCAGCAGAGGCCCCGUCCCGUUUCCCUCCACGCUAAAAGCGUGGCAGCUCAUGUGGUGGGAGAUCCACGGAACAAGAGUCAUUUUUUUUACUCUUGGUUUUUCAUACAGAUUAAUCAAACAAGACGCAGCGUGUGCUGGUAUGAGGGGAUUUUGUUUCCAGUUUGUGCUAAGCUAAGCGAUUCUAAAUAUAUAAUAAAUCUUUUCAUCGAACUCUUGACGAGACAGCGAAGAAACCUUUUAUUCAAAAUGUUGACCUAUUCCUUUAAGACACAACUUAUGUCGAUACACUUUUUUUUCUUUUUUUAGCGAUAUUAAUUUGUUUUUUUGUGAACGUGUGUGUUUGGGUGAUUUGCUGGUCCCUCUUAAAGAGAGUGUGUGUGUUUUAAUGUUUUGACUCUCGCUGCUCCCUCAGACUGUCACGCACCGGCGGUCCGGCUCGCACGGCUCAGUAACUGCUUUGAGAGGCUGAUGGGGAGAUAAAAAAGGAGCUGUGGCCUCCGUACGUGGCUCCACGUUACUGUACGGACUGAAGUCAGUGCGCGUGACAAAAAGGUCAGCGAGCACAGAGAGCCCUUGUUGAGUUUGUCCUCCCCGGAUAUCCGAUUGCCCGUUUCACUUAGCCACGACAUCGCCUUCAGGGGGCUUGAGUUGGACUCGACAGACAUUGAGUCAGACUGACCCACGUGGAAGUCAACGUCCCAUAUUGGGACAUGGUUUACUCCCAUGAAUAAAAGUAAAGCUGAAAGUGAACACGAGGCGUGUAUGCAAAUCCCCUUGGACUUUGAUUGUUUUCUUUGCAAGUACUUUUAUAAGUGGCUUUGACGCUGCUGGUGUGGCUUCUUUUUUUUCUGGGACAGAGAAGGAAAAGUACACGAGUUUCCAGUUUCCUCUUCAUCUUAACACACAGGGCUGUGCAGUAAAGCUCUGCUGCUCAACAGAGUCACAGACCGGGACGCGUCUUCGUCACGUUGGCUUUGGCUCGUUGAAGUGGAGACCUGAAGCAAAUCAAGACAUUUUUGCUCCCCUUUGCAACGAGGAAUCGGAGUGUCCGGAAAGGUCCCAGGAGGUUCAAUACCUGAGGACCUGUCUGUGGAGGAAAGAGAUGAGCUGUCGAAUAUACGGCGCAGGAAAAAGGAGCUUCUGGAUGAUAUUGAACGGCUGAAGUUUGAGAUCGCAGAGGUGAUGACUGAGAUUGAGCAGCUGACCUGCGUAGGGGAGAGCAAAACCACGCAAAGGAACAAACAGAUCGCCAUGGGCAGGAAGAAGUUCAACAUGGACCCUAAAAAGGGGAUCCAGUUUCUUCUGGAGAACGAUCUUCUCCAGCACACCCCAGAGGACAUCUCACAGUUCCUCUACAAAGGCGAAGGGCUCAACAAAACAGCCAUAGGGGACUACUUAGGGGAACGGGAUGACUUCAACAUCAAGGUCCUUCAGGCGUUUGUGGAGCUUCAUGAGUUUGCAGACCUCAACCUCGUACAAGCCUUAAGGCAGUUUCUGUGGAGCUUCAGACUACCUGGCGAAGCCCAGAAGAUCGAUCGUAUGAUGGAGGCGUUCGCCUCCAGGUACUGUCAAUGCAACCCUGGCGUCUUCCAGUCCACAGACACCUGCUAUGUCCUAUCAUUCGCCAUUAUCAUGCUGAACACAAGCCUGCACAAUCCCAACGUCAGAGACAAGCCCCCCGUCGAGCGCUUCAUCUCCAUGAACAGAGGGAUCAAUGAGGGAGGAGACCUCCCGGAGGACCUACUCAGGAAUCUAUACGACAGCAUCAAGAGCGAACCCUUUAAGAUCCCCGAGGAUGACGGGAAUGACCUGACGCAUACGUUCUUCAACCCGGACAGAGAGGGCUGGCUGCUUAAACUAGGCGGCCGAGUGAAAACCUGGAAAAGAAGGUGGUUCAUCCUGACUGACAACUGCCUCUACUACUUUGAAUACACAACAGACAAGGAGCCUCGUGGGAUCAUCCCACUGGAGAAUCUCAGCAUCAGGGAGGUGGAGGAACCGAGGAAACCUAACUGCUUUGAGCUCUAUAAUCCCAAUCACAAGGGCCAGGUGAUUAAAGCCUGCAAGACGGAGGCAGAUGGGCGCGUUGUCGAGGGCAACCAUGUGGUGUACAGGAUAUCGGCUCCCACGGCAGAAGAGAAAGAGGAGUGGAUUAAAUCCAUCAAGGCCAGCAUUAGCCGAGACCCCUUCUACGACAUGCUGGCCACCAGGAAGAGACGCAUCGCCAACAAGAAAUGAAGCGGGAGGGUCUUCUCGACCCCCGUCUUUCCCUCCAUCCGUUGAUGAACACACGACACAAACCACGCCCCCCGGAGAGAUGCCAAAACCCCAAUUACACAAACCUCAGUGUUUCUCCUGGACUCUCCACAAGUCAUGUGCCCUCGCUGGGGAGACAUCACACACCCCACUGAGGGGAUUGAUCCGCCGACUCUCUCACACACCAAACAACCAACCGGGCCGAUCUGUUUCUCCUCCAUCUCAUGCACACCCCCUACCUCUCCCUCUCAUGGUCAUUACAUGUUCCAGGUCUCCCUAAAGCACAACUGCCACGUUUCAGGUGCAAAUGCAUGUAUGUGGUUUAUUAUAGGCCAAUAUGUAUGUAUGUGUGUGUGUGUGUGUGUGUGUGUGCGUGUAUAUAUAUGCAGUGGUGUGCAUGCUAUCAGUGCACACAGUAUCUACAUUAUGGGUGCGGAAGCGAGCGCUCCGACCACUGUGCUUUAUGAAGACGUCCUAAUUCGAAGCCCGAGUGCAACGUGAGGAUGAGUGGGGACGUCUGGAGGCUGGAGUUGUGGGAAGAGGAGACAAGCGGACAUGUUUGGGAGGCGGCGAGUCGAUCUUGCGCAGCAUAAGCUCACCUGCGACGUGUCGCCGUCGUCUCACUCAGGUGCUGAAUUCUUCUGCCACGUGGCUGAAGCCGUCUCAGAGUAAGCUCAGAGAGCGGUGCUGGCUUACAUUUAGGUUCCUACAGACGUGUCACAGGCUUGAGUCAGCUGGGCUGAUUUCACUCAUUUGUGUGCAGCAGAGAAUUUUUGAAAAUGUGCAUACUUUUUUGUUUUAGUUGCUUAGAAAAGGAGCUUUUGCCGAGGUCUGAGAUAAUAUUUGCGUUUUGGACUUGGAGUCGCAAUCCGUAUGAGAAGUGAGCACAGGUUGAUUUGGUGACAUAACCUUGGUUUAAAGAAGGCAACAGCCAGUGAGGUUUAAUAAAAAAAAAAAAAAAAGUCAAUAAUUGUAACUGCAAUCUGAUUUACUGCUCAUGUUCUGAUCUCUUGUUCCAAAAUGUGAAAAGAAUCAGAGGCCAAUAACAAUGUGGCAGAUAUCCAUGUUAUACAAUUCAACACAGUAAUGCUGGAUCAGAUGCAUGCGUGUUUUCCUGUGAACCCCUGGGGCAUGUUGAUCCAGCUGCCAAUGAAAAGUAAUAUCUAAAAGCUGCUUCCAGAAUGUGGAAACAUAUAUUGGCGAUUGCAGAUUGAAUGCUGACCAGAAAGGAAGUCCGAAUGGGGUUUCUUAAGGACUUCAACCUGAAAAAGUCCACCACGCAGGCUUUAUCUACGGCGACGCACCGGCCCAAUGGGGUACCAGUCCAAUUAAGCUUUUUCUCCUCUUGUCUGUGGCCUAUAUGAGUGAAGGUCAAUGUGCUGUUGUGAUCCUGUUUGCAGUUGGUUCGUAAUCCUAAAGAAUUCCUGCUUGCUUUUGUGUUCCUCUUUAAAAAAAAAAAGCAUAUAAAUAAUAACCAACUAUAAUUUUUGUAUUUAUUUUAAUUUGUGAAAUGGUUUAAUACUAUCUGUAAAUGUUAAACAAUGUAUGCUUAAGUUAUGUAUGUGUGUGGAUAUAUAAUGUGUAGGUUUUUCUGGUUACUUUGUUGUUGUAUGCACACUCUGUGUAACAUGUCUGAGCCAACAGGCAGACUUUUGCUGAAGUUCGGGGUCUUCUUUCAAAAGCCUUAAACAUAAUCAUAAGAAAACAUGAAGAUGAUACUGGUCGAUAGCCGGGACGAUGCUCCUUAAAAAGCCAUGACUGACAAGUGAGAAAGAAGGUUGUAUUUAUGAUGAUGAUAAAGAUUCUAGUGAAAAUGAUGUUUGAUGUUAAUGAUGAUGAUGAUGCUAAUUCUAUCAAUGAGGAUGAUGUCAAAAAAACUAUAAACACCAGUAGUUUUCUAUGUGAUUGUAAAAUAAAAAUGAAAGCCUUGUGGUCAGGGCAGAAUAUUAUCUUCUACUGCCCCGCGUGGGCUCAUAGUUACAUUAACUUUUAUACUCUCUGUAAAAGCUAUCGGUCACGUUGUACAUUACGUGUAUCUACAUAAAAUAUACAUAAAGCUUA